AUGGCAAAUAAACCCGGAGGCCGUGCGCCUCCGUCGUCUUCCUCUUCUUCCUCUUCUUCCUCGUCUUCCUCCUCUUCUCUGCAGUUUUCUUCCGGCUUCGAUGCGCAAGAUGUGAAGCGCCUUGCGAAGUCGUCGACGGCAGGAAGGCGGCGGGCAGAGCCUCGCACGUGGGAUCACGAAGUCCGAAACAAUUUCCUCAAGGGGCUGCAGAAAGUGCAGGAGAACUGGUCAAAUCGCGCGCGCGGACUGACUCGAGACACCCGCGCGACAACCGAGAACGUUCUCGACAGUCGCACCUGCAAGCUGAUUGAAAAAAUCAUGAAGCGAAACGCCCUCACCUCCGUCUGCGGCACGAUUAGCACCGGAAAAGAAGCGAAUGUCUACUUCGUCGCUGGACCCAAAGACCUCUCCAAAGGAGAGGAAAAAGAAGGGAAAGAAGACAAGGAGGAGGAAGAAGAAAAAGAAGAGAAAGAAGAAAAGGAGGAGGAAGAAGAAAAGGAGGAGGAAGAAGAGAAGGAAGAGGAAGAAGAAAAGGAAGACUGUGGGAUAGGAGGCGAGGAAGCCUCGAAGGCGGCUGCGAGUCAGACGGCGAAGGCGGACGAAACGGGCGAGGAAGCUCCAGCCCUCAGUUGGAGGCCUUUUGUGUUGAAGGUUUACAGAACCUCGAUUCUCGCCUUUCAAGACCGCAGCCAAUACGUGCAGGGAGACCAUCGCUUCGAACGCGCGUACACUCGGUGUCGCAACCCUCGGAAGAUGGUGGUGAACUGGGUGAUGAAGGAGUUCCGAAAUCUCCUCAGACUGCAUGCGGCAGGCGUGCCAUGUCCCUUGCCAGUCGACGUCUCGGCGCACGUCCUGCUGAUGGCUUUUGUCGGGUUCGCCGCCGACGCGCCUCCGACGCGUGCACGACCCUCCGCGGUCGAGCACCCCUCGAGGGAGAUGGAGACUCCCGAGACCGCAGAGCCCGCCGAGGGUGCGACAGAUCGCGGGACAGAAGGCGCCCCGUCUGUGCAACGCGAAACUGGGUUCUCAAUCGGGAACCGAGAAGAAGACGCGCGCGAUGGAGCUGGUGCGCCUCUCCUCUACGCAGCCGCUCCGCGCCUCAAAGAUUUGACGUCCGCUUUCUGCUGCCAUGCCGCCGCCUCGGCCUCCCUACACGCGUGGGAAACUCUCUACGUCCAAGCAGUGACGCUGCUUCGAUGGCUCUUCCAGGAGUGCCGCGUCGUCCACGGGGAUCUGUCGGAGUACAAUUUGCUCUUCCACGUCUCGGGUCUGUUCGUGAUUGACGUCGGACAGGCUGUCAACUUUGACCAUCCCCAGGCGCUGGACUUUCUGAAGCGCGACUGUCGCAACGUGAACCGGUUCUUCAAGCAGCACAUCCUCCACGUUCGCGAGAAGAAGGCGAGGCGCGCACGCGAAGAGAAGACGCGGGGCGAAGCCAGCGGCGAGGCGGAGACUGAAGAGAAACGCGAAGCCUCGCCAGAGAGUGAGGAGCGGGGCGACGCGAGUUGCCAGUGUCUCUACGCGAGAAGAGAGAGGGACCGAAGGUGCGAGCUCCACAGGGAACAGAAGGCAAGCGCGGCGAAGGCCGAGAAUCCAUCGGGAGGCGAACUGAACACAUCCUUCCGGUAUACCUGGCAGCCUGCGAGGAGAAAUGACCUUGUCUCCGACUCGUCGCUGUCUCCUCACAGCACGCAGCGUCCGCUCUUUCCUCCUCUGCCCGGCUCUGUGACUUGUCCCGAGGACUCUCCUCACGAAGGCGGCGCGCACGCAGGCCUUUCUCUGUUCUCUCUGCGCCGCUUAUUCGAGUUCGUCGUGAGUCCGAACCUGCCUGAGCCCCUGGACCGGGUGUACAGACAGCUGGUGGCGACCCACGAGGGCGCGUGGCGGGGCGAGACCGCGGCAUGCGAAGGUGCACUCUGCGAGAAAGACGAAGGCGAGGAGACAGGGGCGAGGUCUCAGCCACGCGAACGGUGCGUCGGGCAGGCUGGAGACGAGUCCCUGCUUGUCGGUGAGGCUCGAAACGCGCAAGAGGCGACUCGAGGCGCCAUGCAGAGUCCCUCUGUUCGCGUGUCCGGGAAACUGCAUGCGGCGUCUUCGUAUCGCGACUCGGCCUCGAUGGCGAAAAGCAGCCACGCGACGCAGCAGAGACACCUCGUUUUGCUCGCGGAAGCCGUCGGGCGCUUUCUGCAGGAAGAAGCGGAGAACCAGCGAGAGGCACAAGACGAAGAAGAGGAAGAGGAAGAAGAGGAGGAAGAGGAAGAUAGCGGCGAGAGGGACAGCGCCUUUUACGAUCGGAGCGGGGAAGGCGGCGAUGAGGCGGAGUUUGCAACAUCGGAUGAUGAAGACGAGGUGUUUAUGAACACGUGGAUUCCGAGUCACUUAGCUCAAGUCUGCGACCGGCGCCUACUGGACAGCAUUCUCUCGCAAGUGUCGAGGCAGGGCCUGAAGACUGGAAAGAGGCGAGGCGGCGGGGAGGCAGACUCGGCUCUCAACAAGCUGCUGGAAAUGCACGCGCUUUUGCUCGGGAGAAACGAACGCGAGACAGAGCUGAGCGAGGUCGACGAGGCGAGUCAGGAAGGCGAAAUGGAGGCAGGGGCGAGGAAACAGGAAAAGAGCCUGACGCGAGAAAAGAGACAGGAGACCGUGGAAGAGACAGAGGAAGAGACAGAGGGAGACUUGCGGUGCAACGACGCGUUGGGGAAGAGCAAGGAGAGGAGGCAGGGAACAACGAGUACGUCGGAUUCGGAGAACUCGCAGGACGGCGAAGAGCGGGGCGAGGGCGACGAAGUGUUCCGAGGCAUCAUUCCCGAGGGUAUCGACCGCAAAACUUGGAAGAAGAUGGUCAAGGAGCAGAACCGCGAAAAACGCAAGUACAAAAUCGCCAAACACCUCAAGAAGAAGUACAGGUCCAAGGCAGCUAAUCGAUAG
This is a messenger RNA of Neospora caninum, 2928 nucleotides long. Its product is annotated as testis cDNA clone: QtsA-11516, similar to human RIO kinase 3 (yeast) (RIOK3), transcript variant 1,related. Gene Ontology annotation, molecular function: ATP binding; protein serine/threonine kinase activity. The record is from RefSeq and is a predicted model, not a curated record. NCBI's taxonomy places the organism in Eukaryota, Apicomplexa, Conoidasida, Eucoccidiorida, Sarcocystidae. The coding region runs from base 1 to 2928 and encodes 975 amino acids. The transcript has 3 exons.